Molecule: messenger RNA, 2223 nt
Organism: Anoplopoma fimbria (sablefish)
Lineage: Eukaryota; Metazoa; Chordata; Actinopteri; Perciformes; Anoplopomatidae
Gene: chmp7
Product: charged multivesicular body protein 7
Exons: 10
Coding region: 179-1549 (456 amino acids)
Biological process (GO): vesicle budding from membrane; late endosome to vacuole transport via multivesicular body sorting pathway
Cellular component (GO): ESCRT III complex; multivesicular body; cytoplasmic side of plasma membrane
Source: RefSeq, a predicted model, not a curated record
CCUUAGCUCUCGUUAGCCGAACAUCGACGCAUCAUGUUGAAGUGAGGGCUUGUUCUCCUUCAGUCACGUGUUUGUUUGUUGUUUUGGCUCAGAAGGAGAGCAGGUAGUGGGUGUUGUUAGCGAACAUAACGUUAACAUUUACGUGGAUAAAGGUUGAGCUAAAGUUUAGGUGUUGCAAAUGUCUCACGCCACAGAAAUGUCCCUGCCACCCGAAUGGUGCGACGACGAGCGGAUGAACUUUAUGUUCUCGGACUUUAAUGAGAACCGAGACGUCAACACGACGGACUGGGACAGUAAGAUGGACUUCUGGACGGCUCUGGUCGUUAAAGGCUGCAGGGACCGAGGCGCAGUGUGCGUCAACCUGCAGGACCUGAACAAGACCUUCAGGAGGAAAGACAAAUCCCCUCUGGGCUUGGCGACUGUCAUCCAGUCCAUGGCCAGGUGUGGGAAGAUCCAGAGGGAGUCAGAGUUUGCUGCCAAUGUGGACUGUGGCUGGCUGUCCUGGGGUGUUGGCCUGCUGCUGGUGAAGCCUCUGAAAUGGACCUUCUCAACUCUUCUGGGAAGCAACCGGGUGCCUUUGGAGGAGUCCUUUGUUGUCAUUGAGCUAGUGAAGGAGAAAGCAGUUGAAUUACUGAAGGUGUACAGGAGCAGUGGAUUUGCCAGCCGCUCCAUCCUGUCAUUUCCAGAACUCUGCACUCUCUCCUCUGAUGUCUGUGCUGAUGAGAGCACCCUGUGCAUGGCUCUCCUGCAGCUGCAGAGGGACAAGCAAGUGACGGUUUCUGUGCACGAGGGCGAGAAGAUUGUCAAGUUUUGUCUGGCUGGGCAGGAUAAUGUUUCCCCAGUCAGCGAUGUGGAUAUGGGAAUCUACCAGCUGCAGCGCAGUGAGAAGCUGCUGGGAGAGCGGGUGGAGAAACUGGGCCUUGAAGCUGACAAGUGCAAAGAGGAAGCAAGGACACUUCUCAGGGAAGGGAAGAAAUCCCAGGCGCUGAGGAGUUUAAGGGGCCGCAAAAGGGUGGAAAAGAGAGCAGACAGCUUGUUUGCAAAACUGGAGUCCAUCAGAGGAAUCCUGGACAGAAUAGCCCAGUCGCAGACUGAUAAGAUGGUUAUGCAAGCUUAUCAGGCCGGAGUGUCGGCCCUGAGACUCUCUCUUAAGGAUGUGACUGUGGAACGUGCUGAGAGUCUUGUGGAUCAAAUACAGGAGCUGUGUGACACUCAAGAUGAAGUGAACAAAACUAUAUCCAGUGGCGUGACCAGCGCAGAUGAAGACAUAGAUGAGUUGGAGGAGGAACUGAAAUCUUUGUUGGACGAAUCAAAGCCGGAUUCAAUCUCAAGUUUUCCUGAAGUUCCAACAAACGGUCUGCGAAUCCCCGGGGAGCCGAGCCUCCCAGGUACCGACCUGCUCAGUUCUCUGCCUGCGGUUCCUUACAGACCCUUUGAUAUUACCGAUGAGCAGCUGGAGGAAGAAUUAAAUCAGUUAACCCUUACAGAUUCAGGCUUUCAACAGAAGAAGAUGACAUCGCCAGCCAAGAGAUUAGAGCCUGCACAGUGACAGCACAGGCAGCACAUGGCAAGUCCAAAGCUCUGCAUCAACAUAUCAAACUGUAUCUCCUAAAACUAUUUCUGUGAGCUAGAAUUCAUAGGAGUAAAAAAAAGUACUGAAGAACUACAUUAGCAGUUGCUAAAUCAUUACUGUAAGUGAUGUCAAAUCAAUAUCAUAAUGAAAACAAGGCACUUUCCUUCAUUAAUAAAAAAUAAAAAUAUGUCUUUUUCGGUGGAGGCGUGCCAAAAAGGCCUUUUUAAAUAUAUUUUUUUCUUUUCUAAAUUAAAAUGCUUUUCAACUUGAACGUUUUUAGAUCUGCUAUUCCAUCAGGAUCUCAAGGAUCUCAAGUCAAAAGUGAAUAUAUUUACAGUUUAAAAUCUGUUCUUAAACUGCGAGACUAGUAAUGCUUUUAAUUUUUCUGGUCUUUUUGUGUGAGAACAAGUUUAUUUGUUGUUUGUAGAAUGUGAUUAUUGAUGUCUUUAAAUGUCCUUUAUUGAAAGUCCUGUAAAGUGCAUUAAGUGGCCUUUUGAACUGUAAGUUUGAAAGUAAAGAGAAUAUUAUGCCAAAUGAUUUAAUCAAUAAGUAUAUUUAGCUUCACUGCAACAUACCUGUGAGGACUGACAAGCCUACCUUAAGUGAGUUUAACCAAAUAUGUUUCCCAAAAUAAAAUUUAUUUUAAUCAC